GGAGCAGGAGGUGGGCCGCCCGCGGCCACACCGCCGUCGCGAGUACAUUCCUGGCUCCUGGUGGAGGGGCGCUCAGGCUGUCUGCGGACCCUGCCGGGUGCAGGGGUCGCGGCGGGCUGAAGCUAGGAGUGAGGCGGCGGAGGAGCCAGGAAGGCAGUUGUUGGGAAGUCCAGCCUGGGUCCCUGAGAGCCGUGGGAAGGAGAUGCGGCUGCUGUUGGCCCUGUUGGGGUUCCUGCUGAGUGUGCCUGUGCCUCCAGCCUUGUCCCUGGAGACCUCUGAGGAAGUGGAGCUGGAGCCCUGCCUGGCUCCCAACCUGGAGCAGCAAGAGCAGGAGCUGACAGUAGCCCUUGGGCAGCCUGUGCAGCUGUGCUGUGGGCAAGCUGAGCAUGGUGGCCACUGGUAUAAGGAGGGCAGUCGCCUGGCACCUGCUGGCCGUGUACGGGGCUGGAGAGGCCGCCUAGAGAUUGCCAGCUUCCUACCUGAGGAUGCUGGCCGCUACCUCUGCCUGUCACGAGGCUCCAUGAUCGUCCUGCAGAAUCUCACCUUGGUUAUAGAUGACUCCUUGACCUCCAGCAAUGAUGAUGAGGACCCCAAAUCCCUUAGGAACUCCUCAAAUGGGCACAUUUACCCCCAGCAAGCACCCUAUUGGACACACCCCCAGCGCAUGGAAAAGAAACUGCAUGCAGUACCUGCCGGGAACACCGUCAAGUUCCGCUGUCCAGCUGCAGGCAACCCCAUGCCCACCAUCCACUGGCUUAAGGAUGGACAGGCCUUUCAUGGGGAGAAUCGCAUUGGAGGCAUUCGGCUGCGCCACCAGCACUGGAGCCUUGUGAUGGAGAGUGUGGUGCCCUCAGACCGUGGCACGUACACCUGCCUGGUGGAGAACUCUGUGGGCAGCAUCCGCUACAGCUACCUGCUAGAUGUGCUGGAGCGGUCCCCGCACCGGCCCAUCCUGCAGGCUGGGCUCCCGGCCAACACCACAGCUGUGGUCGGCAGUGACGUGGAGCUGCUGUGCAAGGUGUACAGCGAUGCUCAGCCCCACAUCCAGUGGCUGAAGCACAUUGUCAUCAACGGCAGCAGCUUCGGGGCCGACGGCUUCCCCUAUGUGCAAGUCCUAAAGACUGCAGACAUCAAUAGCUCAGAGGUGGAGGUUCUGUACCUGCGGAACGUGUCAGCCGAGGACGCAGGCGAGUACACCUGCCUCGCAGGCAAUUCCAUCGGCCUCUCCUACCAGUCGGCCUGGCUCACGGUGCUGCCAGAGGAGGACCUCACGUGGACUGCAGCAGCGCCUGAGGCCAGGUAUACGGACAUCAUUCUGUACGUGUCGGGCUCCCUGGCCUUGGCUGUACUCCUGCUGCUAGCUGGGCUGUAUCGAGGGCAGGCACUCCACGGCCGGCACCCCCACCAGCCUGCCACUGUGCAGAAGUUGUCCCGCUUCCCUCUGGCCCGACAGUUCUCCCUGGAGUCAGGCUCCUCCGGCAAGUCGAGCUUAUCCCUGGUGCGAGGUGUACGUCUCUCCUCCAGCGGCCCUGCCUUGCUCGCCGGCCCCGUGAGUCUAGACCUACCUCUCGACCCACUAUGGGAGUUCCCCCGGGACAGGCUGGUGCUUGGGAAACCCCUGGGCGAGGGCUGCUUUGGGCAGGUAAUACGUGCCGAAGCCUUUGGUAUGGACCCCGCCCAGCCUGACCAAGCCAGCACUGUGGCCGUCAAGAUGCUCAAAGUGAAGCGUCUUGGCCUGGCUUCCACUGAUGACCCUGCCUAUCCCUCAUCAAACUCCCCACUCAGACAACUCCCCAGUCCUCCUCUUCCCCCACAAGGCCUGAGGCUCCCUGUGGCCCUCCACCCCACCUCUCCUAGGUACGGGCUGAUGCGUGAGUGCUGGCACGCCGCACCCUCCCAGAGGCCCACCUUCAAGCAGCUGGUGGAGGCACUGGACAAGGUCCUGCUGGCCGUCUCUGAGGAGUACCUUGACCUCCGCCUGACCUUUGGACCCUACUCCCCCUCGGGUGGGGAUGCCAGCAGCACCUGCUCCUCCAGUGAUUCUGUCUUCAGCCACGACCCCCUGCCAUUGGGAUCCAGCUCCUUCCCCUUCCCUGGAGUGCAGACAUGAGCUCAAGGCUGUGCGGGCACAUAGGCUGGUGGCCUUGGGCCUUGGGGCUCAGCCACAGCCUGGUGCAGUGCUUGAUCUUGGCAGCACGGGGCUCCUGACCCCAGGGUGCUGUCCCAGGUCUCUGGUUCUGCUUAGGGUAGAUCCUUCCUUGGUCCUGGGGUUCAUAAAGGCUUCCUGCUCUGGCCUUGGAUUUCCAACCUACAGCUCAACUCACGUCUCAAGGCCUUGCCCUUGCCCUUGGAGCAGCAAUGCCUGUGUCCUGAUGGCCCGAAUGUCAGAGCUCUGCUUGGCCUCUUGGACCUUGGUGCUCGGUCCCCAUCUUGGGUUUGGCUGAGCCUGGCUGGAAGCUGCUAUACUAAACCUCCUGCCUCCCAACGCCAGCAGGAGGUUCUGGGCCUCUGACCCCCUUUCCCCACACCUCCCCUUGCUGCUGCUUGCCCCAGCAUCUUGACGGAACAUUGGCCCCUGAACCCAGAGAAGCUGGAAGCCUGCCAAAAACAGGAGCAAAUGGCCUUUUAUAAAUUAUUUUUUUUAAAUAA
Messenger RNA from Cebus imitator (Panamanian white-faced capuchin), 2649 nucleotides. It is a transcript of the gene FGFR4, whose product is annotated as fibroblast growth factor receptor 4. Lineage: Eukaryota; Metazoa; Chordata; Mammalia; Primates; Cebidae. The coding region runs from base 203 to 2110 and encodes 635 amino acids. Gene Ontology annotation, cellular component: plasma membrane. Gene Ontology annotation, biological process: protein phosphorylation. The transcript is spliced from 13 exons. Gene Ontology annotation, molecular function: fibroblast growth factor receptor activity; fibroblast growth factor binding; ATP binding. The record is from RefSeq and is a predicted model, not a curated record.